Molecule: messenger RNA, 735 nt
Organism: Apodemus sylvaticus (European woodmouse)
Lineage: Eukaryota; Metazoa; Chordata; Mammalia; Rodentia; Muridae
Product: THO complex subunit 4-like
Exons: 2
Coding region: 1-735 (244 amino acids)
Biological process (GO): mRNA export from nucleus
Cellular component (GO): nucleus
Molecular function (GO): mRNA binding
Source: RefSeq, a predicted model, not a curated record
AUGAGAGGUUCUGUUGGAUCUUUCCUAAAGAUGCAGAACGUCCUAUUUGGGUUCCUGAGCACUGUGUACAUCCUGGCAUUAUGGACACUGGUACAGAUGGAAACGCCCACAGGCAACAGGUUAAAACCCGGCUGCUGGCCUAGGAGGAACUGGCGUGCCUUCGCCCACAGCAGGAGGAACCUGCUGGCACCAUUCAGCAGAGUGAAUCAACUUCAGGACAAGUGGCAGCAUGGUCCAUUCCACAUUGGCUUCAGGGGUGGAGCCUGCGAGGAGACCAGUGGGAAGCUGCUUGUGUCAAACCUGGAUUUCCGAGUGUCUGAUGAUGAUAUUCAGGAACUCUUUGCUGAAUUUGGGAGGUUGAAAAAAGCCUCUGUGCGCUAUGAUCGCUCUGGACGAAGUUUGGACAAAGCAGAUGUGCACUUCGAAUGCAAAGCAGAUGCACUGAAGGCUAUGAAACAGUACAAUGAUGUCCCUCUGGAUGGCCGCCCUAUGAAGAUCCAGCUUGUCACCUCACAGUUUGGUAUGCAAGGAAGACCUGCACAAAGCAUGAACAGAAGGGGCAUGACAGGAAACCCUGGCUCUAGAGGUUUUGGUGGUGGAGGCACCAGGAGAUGGACACGUGGAGGCUACAGGGGAGGAGGUAGAGGGGCCAGCAGCAACUCGAAGCAGCAGCUUAGUGCAGAGGAGUUGGACACACAGAUGGAUGCUUAUAGAGCCAUGAUGGACACCAACUAA